AUGAACCAGCCCAGCGAAUUCCGUCUCAGUGAGCGAGGGGCCGUGACCCUCAACUAUGGUGGCUCCAGCGCCGGCAGGCCGGCUUUCCUCGACGAUAUCAGCGCGGCCGUCGACGACCUCGCUGCUUCCUUUUGGCCGAUCAACAAGACGAUCCACGACAAUCCUGAGCUGGCGUACGAGGAGCACCACGCUCACCAUGUGCUUACGCGCUUCAUGGCUGCCCAGGAUGGCUGGUGCGUGACCAGGUCUGCGUACGGCAUCGACACGGCAUGGGUGGCCGUCUACGAUUCAGGGAGACGAGGGCCGGUCGUGUCCUUCAACGCUGAGAUGGACGCUCUGGAGGGCAUCGGUCACGCCUGCGGACACAACCUGAUUGCAAGCGCGUCCGUCCUCGGUGCCGUGGCGACGGCGACUGUCAUGAAGAAGCAUAAUCUCUGCGGCAAGGUCGUCCUCUUUGGCACACCCGCAGAGGAGGGUGGCGGCGGCAAGAUCCGACUACUCAAGGCUGGCGCUUACUCCUCGCAAGGCGUCGACGUGAGCCUCAUCUCACACCCGGGGAUCAUUGCCGACGCGGCGCGGAUGUACACCACGGCGCUCUCCAACUUCCAGGCCGAGUACUUUGGCCGCGAGGCGCACGCCGCGGCGAACCCCUGGCUGGGCAUCAAUGCGCUCGAUGGGCUCGUCACCGCGUACUCAAGCUUGUCGAUGCUGCGCCAGCAGUGCAUGCCAGGCGACAUCAUCCAGGGCCACAUCACAGACGGCGGGCUGCGGCCCAACAUCAUCCACGCGUAUGCGGCGGGCCGCUUCGUCAUUCGCGCCGACUCGCAAGCCCGGCUGGAGCAGCUACGUCGCAAGGUCUACGCCUGCUUUGAAGCCGGAGCCACCGCGUCGGGCGCGAAGCUGAAGAUUACCGAGGGAGAGGCGUACAAGGACCAUGUCGCCAACGGGCCUAUGGCGCGGAGCUACACGCGGUACUUUAACGCGCUGGGCCCGCAGUAUCCCAUCUCGGAGAACGUCGAGGAGGACGUGCGACGGGGGCGGACGCAGGCGAGCACCGACCAAGGCGACAUGAGCUAUGCAAUGCCGAGCUUAAGCCCAGCAUUUGCCAUAACUCCUGGAAAGGGCGGCCAAGGCCCGCACAAUCCCGAGUUUGCGUCGGCGGCGGGCACGCGCGAUGCGUAUGCCCGAGCGGCCAUGGUGGGCAAGGGCCUCGCGGGAGUGGCGGUAGAUUUGCUGACGGUGGAGGGAUUCCUCGACGAGGUGAAGAGGAGCUGGAAAGAGGACAUGGAGAGGGGUGCUGCUGUGCGUGAUGAGUGUUGA
Purpureocillium lilacinum is the source of this 1320-nucleotide messenger RNA. RefSeq lists its product as uncharacterized. The record is from RefSeq and is a predicted model, not a curated record. NCBI's taxonomy places the organism in Eukaryota, Fungi, Ascomycota, Sordariomycetes, Hypocreales, Ophiocordycipitaceae. Gene Ontology annotation, molecular function: dipeptidase activity.